AUGCAAGUGCCGGUUCUCGGCUGCACUUUCCUCACGCUGUCAGAUCAUGAGGAAAGUACUGCCGAGAACCGGCAGUUGUCAGAGCGGGGAUCGGCACCGAUCAUCAGGGCACUGAUGAUCAGUGCCCUGAUGAUCGGUGCCCAGCAGUGCCACCCGCAAGUUCCGCCCACCUGUGCCCAGCAAUCACCCACCUGUGCCCAGCAGUGCACCCACCUGUGCCACUCUGCAGUGUCACACACCUGUGCCCAGAAGUGCCACCUACCUGUGCCCAGCAGUGCCACCCACCUGUGCCCACCCACCUUUGCCCACCAGUGCCACCCACCUGUGCCC
Staurois parvus is the source of this 330-nucleotide messenger RNA. NCBI's taxonomy places the organism in Eukaryota, Metazoa, Chordata, Amphibia, Anura, Ranidae. The record is from the annotation of a GenBank genome assembly.